Aspergillus steynii IBT 23096 is the source of this 3724-nucleotide messenger RNA. Its product is annotated as TPR-like protein. Gene Ontology annotation, molecular function: protein binding. Lineage: Eukaryota; Fungi; Ascomycota; Eurotiomycetes; Eurotiales; Aspergillaceae. The record is from RefSeq and is a predicted model, not a curated record. Gene Ontology annotation, cellular component: transcription factor TFIIIC complex. Bases 393 to 3683 code for a protein of 1096 amino acids. Gene Ontology annotation, biological process: transcription by RNA polymerase III. The transcript is spliced from 5 exons.
CUGGGUUACGCCAGUUCGUGCGAUCGCUGAAUUGCCCUCUGUCGACUUUUUAUUGCGGUCUACUCGGGGACUUUUUUUGAAUUCUCCCUCUGAUCCUGCGACUCGGUUCAAUCUGACAGCUGGAACAUAUCCUGUCGAGCUUCUCGCCCUGCAGCGGUCGCGUUAGCCUAGUGUCGGCUGGGCGCUUAUUAAGAGGUUCUAUGAAUAACUAAACACAUUGUCUACUUUCGAGGGAUGUCUAGUGUUAUUUCAACCCCAGCGCCACACUAGUCAGCUUGCGCCGUAAUUCCCCAAAAUCUCCGUUUCCAUGUAUUGGUGGACACGAGAAAGAUUGCGCAACGUCAUUGAUACCGGUGGAUGAUUCCAUAUCCCCCUCAGACUCAGAAAAAAAAAUGGACUAUCCCGACCCAGAUCAUCUGGAUCCUCAUUAUCCCUCCGAGGAGCAGGCUUAUCCUGACCUCGAUGAAUCCAUCCAUUAUCCAUGGCAAGGAGCCCAGCAACCGGCGCAGGCCGAGGCUUCUCUCCAUUCGGUGAUUGAUCCCCGUCUUUACAAAGACUUAUUUUCCGCGAGUGCCUCGCAGCUCCCAGAUCAAUCGCUCGACGAGGAUGACGAGAUUCAUCAAUAUGCUGAAGAAGCGUAUCCUCAUCUUGAUGACUCAGAUGAAGACGGCAAUUAUGAAUAUUCCUCGCAGGAGAGUUCAGAGGAAGAGGGGUUAUCUGAUGGGCCGGAAGAAGGGGACGAUGACUCGGAUCCUGGAAGACGACGCCGUCGGCGGCGAGGCACCGGACCAUUUUCUGGUCGGUACGGUGCAAGAGGCGGUAAAGGCAUCAAAAGAGGGCCCCGCAAACCCCUGGAACCCAGUCCGGAAUUUAAGAUGCUUCAUUCCGAGGCGACCGCAGCAUUCAUUGACGGUGACUAUGAUCGGGCCGUUGUUCUGACCAAGCAGGCGAUUCAAAUCAAUCCAGAGAUGUUUGCUGCCCAUUCUUUGCUGUCAGAGAUCUUCCUGGCGCAGGGCCAAAAAGACAAGGCGUUGACGGCACUGUUCAGUGGUGCCCACACACGUCCUAGGGAUCCUACAGUCUGGGCGAAAGUCGCAAAGAUGAUCCUGGAUCGGGCUGGAGAGGAGCGGUUCAUGGCACUAAACGACGUCAUCUACUGCUAUAGCCGUGUUCUCGAGAUCAACCCUAGGAACUACAACGCGCGUUUCCAGCGAGCCGCAGUGUAUCGGGAGCUAGGCCACAAUAAACGGGCUGCCACAGAAUACGAAAGAAUCCUCAGAGAUCUCCCUCAUAAUAUCAGAGCUCUUCGACAUAUCGCCGAAACAUAUAUCGAUAGCAACGAAGUCCAAAAAGCCGUGGAUCACUGGUCCAAAAGCGUCAAAUACCUGACAUCCUUGGACCCAACAACGGCCCCAGAAUUCUCCUGGUCCGAUGCGAAUAUCUUUGCCGAGCUUUAUGGUUAUGUAGGCGAGCAUGCUAAAGGAUUGAAAUCCCUGAAGGCGGUCUGCAGAUGGCUUCUUGGGCGUAGGGGUGAUAGCAUGUGGGAGCGAUUUGACGAGGAUGACCGGGAAUGGGAUGCUGACGAUUCUCCCCGACGUAUCAAAACAAAUGGAUACAUGCCGGGUCAGUGGCCGCGGGACUCGUACGGGCUAGGCCUUCCACUGGAACUGCGGAUCAAGCUCGGGCUGUUUCGCUUAAAGAUGGGAUAUGAGCACAAGGAUGAAGCAUUGCAUCAUUUUGAAUGGCUAAACCCCGAAGAUACUUCGGAAGGAGCCCGACUUUUUGAUUAUGGCGACUUGUUUCGAGAAGUUGCAGAUGCAAUGAAGGAAGUGGGCCUGCUUGAAGAUGCUCUCCGAUUCUAUCUGCCUCUCCAGCAAACCAAUGAACACGCGGAUGUUAGUUUCUUCCUGGCCAUGGGAGAUUGCUGUGCGCAGUUAGAACGGUUUGACGAGGCGGAAAAUUGCUUUCUCACUGUCGCGGAAUAUGACCCGAGAAACAUCGAGUCGCGUGUACAGUUAGCAAAGCUGUACGAGAGCAUUGAUAUGACUGAACGGGCCCUCAAAUACGUUAGUGAGGCGGUGUUGCUUGGAAGACAGGAGAGCAGAAGUAAUCGACGGAGAAAAGACACAAGACUCGAAAACCUGGCAAUGGAAUUUAAAACGGCGGAAUUGGGACCAGAGGCGAUGACCUUCAGGCCAAUUGCGCCCCGACCUUCCGAGGAGGAGGAAGAGGAAGCGCCAGCAGGACCAGCCUUGACGACGGCUCCGACGGCUCCGACGACAAAAGAACGACCCGAGGAUGGCAACAGAACGGAGAAUGUCAAGUAUCUCUAUUCCAAACUCCUGCAGCUACAACCCCAUGUGAAAGAUGGUCACGUCGAAGCAAUAGAGGACUGGUUGGACAUUGCAGACGCUUUGUUGCGCGAGUUCCGGUCCAAUCGAAUCUUCUACCCAAUGAUCCGAGGCACCGCCUUUUUGGGUUACUCAAAAGCAGCACGAAAGAAGGCCAACAAAUCUAAGAGCCGAUCGUUCAUUGAUGAGAUGCAAGAGAUGGCAGGUCGUCUCCAGGAAACUUUGGGGAACGAUCCUGAGGAAGACGCGCUAGGGCCAAUUCCUACAGACUACCAUGGUAUAUCUUUCGAGGAAUGGCUCGAUCUAUUCCUUCAAUAUGCGCUCGUGGUGACCAGUCAGAAUGAGGUCGACGAAGCAUAUGAUAUGCUUGCCGCAGCUGCCGAGGCUAGCAUUUGGUACCACUCGAAGGAGAACACCCGUCAGAUUCAUGUCUGUUGGUUUACCUGUGCGUUACGAGCGCAAGACGAAGAAACCCUAGCGAGCGAGGCGCGCUGGUUUAUCAAAGAAUACCAGUUUGUCACCGACACGUAUCGUCUCUUCAGCAUGCUCAGUCGCCUCAGCGGGGAUCCUCACCGAUCCUUAUUCCACUCCUCGCCUAAUAUGAAAUUCAUGCUGCGUCAGAUCAAGGCCAUGGACUUCACUCUACCCAAGAAAGGAGGAAAUGUCCGUUCAAUUAGACCCGUUCGAGAGUCAAUAUACCGAGAACGUGCCUCGCUCUCGACCAGAGACGAUACCGGAGAAGCCAUCCCGGCCGAGGAACUGGACGUCGCGCUGCUAGUGCUCUACGGGCACAUUCUCUACUCGGGAAACAGUUUCGUCCCGGCCCUGAAUUAUUUGUUCCGCGCGUAUGAUCUCGACGACCAAAACCCCGCCGUACUCCUCUCUAUCGGCCUUUGCUAUAUUCACCAGUCGCUGAAGCGCCAGUCCGAGAACAGACACUACCUCAUCAUGCAGGGCCUAUCGUUCAUGCACGAGUACCGCCGAGUCCGCGAACAAAAGGGCACCCUCUUCUCGGAGCGCCAGGAAAUGGAAUUCAAUUUCGCUCGCGUCUGGCAUAUGCUUGGAAUCGCCCAUUUAGCUGUGGAGGGGUACGAAAAGGUCCUAACUCUGACCGAGGAGCAGAAACAGACUCAACAAACGCAGAACGGCAGCGAUGUGACCAUGGCGGAUGUGCAGGUUUCGCAGGAGCAGGAGCAUGAGCAAGAGCAGGAAAAAACCCCCUUCGUGGAGGACUUCUCGCGUGAGGCGGCUGUAGCCUUGCAGAAUAUUUAUGCGCUUAGUGGAGAUUUGAAAUCGGCACAGGAGGUUACCGCCAAGUAUCUGGUUAUAUAGAAGAACCUAGUGCUAUAUCUUGAUCAAUCGAAUUCAAACGC